CCGCCCUUAGCGGCGGCGGAGCCCGGUGCUGCGGCCCCCGGCGCGCCGCCUCCCGGCCCGGCUCGGCCCGGCACGGCCCGGGAUGGGCUCCGCGCACUCGGUGCCCGCAGAGAUGCGGGCGCUGGCCGACAGGACCGGCUUCACCUCGGAGCAGAUCGAGCACCUGCACCGGCGAUUCAGGCAGCUGAGCCGGGACCAGCUGACAAUCCGCAAGGAGAACUUCGACAGCAUCCCCGACCUGGAGUUCAAUCCCAUCAGGGCCAAAAUCGUCCAUGCCUUUUUUGACAAGCGGAACCUGCGGCAGGAGUCAUCAGGGCUGGCGGAUGAGAUAAACUUCGAGGACUUCCUGACCAUCAUGUCCUACUUCAGACCCAUUGAGAUGAACAUGGACGAGGAGCAGCUGGAUCGCUUCCGGAAGGAGAAACUCAAAUUCCUCUUCCACAUGUACGACUCAGACCAUGACGGGAAGAUCACGCUGCAGGAGUACCGAAAUGUGGUGGAGGAACUGCUGUCCGGGAACCCCCACCUGGAGAAGGAGUCGGCGCGCUCCAUCGCUGACGGGGCCAUGAUGGAGGCAGCCAGCAUCUGCGUGGGACAAAUGGGCCCGGACCAGGUGUACGAGGGCAUCACCUUCGAAGACUUCCUGAAGAUGUGGCAGGGGAUCGACAUCGAGACAAAGAUGCACGUCCGCUUCCUCAACAUGGAGACCAUCGCGCACUGCUACUGACCCCUGAGGGGCAGGAGGAGGAGGAGGAGGAGGAAGAGGAGGACAAGGACGAGGAAGGGGAGGAGGAGGACGAAGCCUCCACAGCAGCACCGAGCAUGGUGCAGCCGCCUGCGUGCCUGUCCCGAGCGGGGCUGCGUUCUGCUCUCUAGAAACAUAAGAGGCUUUUAUCUGUAAUAAAAGAUAUUUCUCUUUUUA
Messenger RNA from Cygnus olor (mute swan), 922 nucleotides. It is a transcript of the gene TESC, whose product is annotated as tescalcin. Lineage: Eukaryota; Metazoa; Chordata; Aves; Anseriformes; Anatidae. Bases 83 to 727 code for a protein of 214 amino acids. Gene Ontology annotation, molecular function: calcium ion binding. The transcript has 8 exons. The record is from RefSeq and is a predicted model, not a curated record.